UACUCAGACGUUCGAAAAUGGCGAUGGCUUGGACGUAGCCCUUGCUUGAUCAGCAAAUACAUAUCGUAGUCCGUUGGCAACAAUGUUUUAUCGGAACAACUCAUCCUUAUUAUUUCUUUGACCUGGCAACUGGCAACUGGCAACUAGCACCUAGCAACUAGCAACUUUGCGAAUGCCAAUUCAUAUUAUCCUGGGUUUUAUUCUACAUAGAUACCAAUCCAACCCAUUCUAACCGACACCCUCGUGAACCGCCACUUACCCCAAGACCUACUCCGCCGUCACGAUCUAAGACAAGGCAAACGAUACGCCCGUACGGAUUUACAUAUAAUUGGGCGUAGACUCCAACCCUAAGGGAUACACAAUAUAUUUUCCGUAUAUCGUUCACAGGGAAGUGAAUCGGUCGGCGAAAUCGAACAGUAGGUCACAACACAAAGGAAAAAAUAUCCAGCAUGGAGCAUGUUAUGGAUGUGAGCUGGAUGACACAUGGAAAAGACAACUGGAGCAACCAUGGUACCAACUGGAGCUCGUCUAACCAAAGCCAAGACUCCUCUACUUCGAAUCGCCCGAAGCUUUCAACCCCGAGCAAACCUAAUGGCAAAACAGACACCUCAUUGCCCUCUGCGCAUAAUACCUCGUCUCCAGCCUCGACAGCGCCGCCCGCUGCCACUAAACCAAUACCUCAGCGUUCAGGUAGGACAAGAAGUCAAUCCGUCGAAGGACCGCCGAGUCAAAAUGGCACACCACCACAGAGGAGAGGCUCGUGGUUUUCUAAUAUCUCGUCCAAAUUUUCUACGUCUCCAGCAAAUGGAAAUACCGCUUCUCCGACUCCCACACCUGAGGCCGACGCCGAUGAAGUAGCCCCUUUACCUAAGAUUACCCCAAGCAAAAAUGCCGUCCUUCCACAUGCAUCGCGCCAGAGUGGCGAUGCUCCAUAUAUACCCGCGCCUCCGAGGACGAGCCAGCCUGGCUUCUUGGGAGUCCUCCGUCGCCUGUCGUCUUCGAGUAGCGCCAUUGCGCCGGGCUCCAGAGCUAGCCAUGGUCUCGUGGAGCGAAAAAUUCUCAAUAUCGACAAGCAUAGAGAGAGGUGUCGAGUGAACGAGCUAAGCCAGGCAAAACUUCGUCGCGUAGCCUUCUGUGUCGAUGUCGAGAUUGCGCCUAUGCCUAAAUAUGCGGAUGAAGAAACAGCGUGCAAGAAGCCUGUCGAUAAAACGCAGAAAAAGAAGAUAACAGAAAGGGGUGAAGGUGAAGCAUUAAAGAACCCAAAAGCAUUAGAAGAGCAAAAGGAAAAUAUUGGCCUGGUCAAGGCAACUGGCGAGACCCUGCCGAAGGAGCCCGAGAAAGAAGGUAGUGAGGUGGCAAAUGGAGAUCAGAAGGGAAAUAGUACUACGGACGAUGAUGGGCCUAUAAAAGAAAAGGAGACCACCCGCAAGAAGGAAAAGAAGAAGAAGAGUGAGGCAGAACGAAAGGCUAAGAAGGAACAGAAGCGCAGAGAAGCUCUCGAGAAGGGGACUAUUCCAAUGGAAUUAUAUCUCGACAGCGACAGCUCGACAGACGAACUCUCGAUACGAUCCGGAACGCAGAAAACUCAGCUAGCACCUACGACGAACCCUGGUAGGAUAUAUCGCCGUUGCUGUCAGCUUCGGGAGACAGACAUUCUCACCAAGAUUACCCUGCAACUUCCCAAAACCACGGAAUCCUGUCCCAAUGGUAUAGUGGAGAAGCUUGACCUUACGGGAUAUUUUAUGUCCCUACCGGACUUGGUCACGUUAGGGGAUUUUCUUGCUGUUGUACCAGUUAAAGAGGUCAUCCUUGAAAACUGCGGUUUGACUGAUGAGGGUGUUCGUGUUAUUCUCGCAGGACUUCUAGCAGCUCGAAAAACACCUAGUAUCAGACACCGAAGAUGCUGUUCUAAGCCCGCAGACUCGACAGAGCAAGGUGGCGCUGUGGAAAGACUCGUACUCAAGAACAACAGCAAGAUUACUGUUGAAGGCUGGAAACAUAUUUGCCUCUUUAUCCACAUGUGUCACUCCAUCAAGUAUCUUGAUAUCUCGAGUUUACCAUUUCCUACGCCGAUAGAACCUACAAAAACUCCAAUUAGCCAUCACCUUCAUUACAGCAUUGGACAAAGUACACCGGCUCCAACCGACUUAUCUUUACUAUUGUCUAAGGCAAUUGGGGAUCGUUUAGCCGGUCCCGAGCUGGAGCUCCUCAACAUUGGCUCGAUCGGUUUGACAGCAAAUCAACUAGGCGCCGUAAUUGACGGCAUCCUUAAGUCAGGAGUAAAAAGACUAGGACUAGCAAAUAACGGUCUUGAUGCGCAAGGUGCUCAGCACGUGGCGAGAUAUCUGCGCAAUGCGAAGUGCGAAGGAAUUGACCUUGGUGGUAAUGAUCUUAGAGACCAUAUUGCUGAUAUUGCUGCGGCUUUUGAUGGAAAGGACGAGCUCUGGGCUAUGAGCUUGGCCAAUUGCAAUCUGGUACCGGCGUCGUUAUGCAAGAUACUUCCCAAAUUGGCGAAACUUCCCGACUUCAAGUUCCUUGAUUUGUCACAUAACCGUGCACUCUUCGAGUCUGAGCCUAAUGCCAUGGGAUUGCUUCGCAAAUACCUGCCUCAGAUGGAUAGCUUGAGAAGGUUGCAUCUCGCGGAUGUUUCAAUGACUUCGGAGCAAGUGAUUUCUCUUGCCGAGAUCUUACCUGAAAUUAAGGUCCUAGCGCAUAUUAACCUACUCGAGAAUUCGGAUAUCGUCGCCUUAGCUGAUGCUCGGACUGAGGAGGGUCAAGAAGAAGCGUGUGCCGUAUAUGCUUCGCUUCUAGCCGCCGCCCGUGUAUCGAGAACUUUGAUCAAGGUCGAUAUAGAUAACCCUAGUCCUGAAUCUGGCGAGAUUGUCAAAGCACUUGCAAACCGUGUUGUGGUGUACUGCAUGCGAAACUUGCAGGGCGUGCCAGAUAUUCGAGAUUCCGCUGGCGAGGACGGCCAGCCAGAGAAGUUGCCGGAUGUACUUCGACAUCUUGUGGGUCACGAAGAAGAUACUCCAUUCGUGGACGUGGACAGUGAUAUCGAGCCGGCACCUGACGAGGAUUAUGUGAUUGGUGGUACGGGUGUUGUGAAAGCUUUGGCGUGCGUUUUAAAGAACCGAGGAGACGAUACUAGGCGACCCUCAGGUGAAUUUACUAGAGACAUCGAAUCUGGUACUUCGACACCUAGGACUCGUUUGCCCCCGGGGAAGGUCAAGGAUAUGUCCAAAUACUUGCUUAUUAGUGCGCGGAAGAUUCGUGCUCGGUUACAGCCAGCCCUGGCUAUGGCCAAAGCAUCUUCCAACGAGGAUAUCCACAAUUAUCACCGCCUCAUCUUCCUCGACCAGACAAUCGAGGGCAUCAUCAAACGCUUCGAAGAUGAGUUCCCAGAGACACGUCAAAUGUCAUUAGAAGUUGGCAUACCGGAUCGAACGAAGACCACUGCAUCCGAGCCUAGUCGUACUUCGUUCUCCUCUGCAGAGGCAGAUGUCGGCUUAUUAUCAGAUACGGAGGAUAUUGAAACUGAGCUUCGCUCGUCCAAAUCCCGAUCUCGGUCUAAUUCUAUCAUCUCGCACAGCUCUAAAGCACUUGUCGAGGAAGAAGGCCGUGCUUUCCGUGUCAAUCACAUAUUCCGUUCUGGCCUAAUCAAGCCCGAACACUACGAUCUACUCACCAGUGCUGAGGAGGUCGGGAAUAAUCCAAGCCAUGUGACAGUAGUCACGAGUAUAAUGGAUGAGUUGAUGGGAGAAGACGAGCAAAUCAAGAAGGACAUCCAAGAGAAAGGACUCAUUCGUGCGUUCCAGCAGCACAGGGAAGAAAUAGUCAAGAGGUUACGCGAGGAGGAUCCACAGUACUGGGAGAAAUUCGUCGAGGCGCAGGAGAAGGCGAGAGCCAACGUCCAAAUGGACGAUAAAAAUGGGGCCUCGCAACAACAGGAGAGCGCAAUCGUCGACGAGGAAGCUAUCGCGGAUUAAUCACGGAUGAGUUAAACUAGGGGAAAUACUUCUGUACCGAUAUGUAUACUACACCAGCGCGCGCAUCUUUCCGAUCGUUCUUCAAAGGGCUCUUUAAACGGGUGGCGUUUUUUUUUUGUAUCGCUUCAGAUAGGCAUCGCGUACCGCGUACCGCAGGCCGCAGGCGUCAGACUUUGGUUAACGUGAGAAAAGGGGUAGGGCGGGAAGUGGUCACGUCGUUGUUGAUUUAUGUAACCUAACCCGGGUUCUCGAAUGGGAGACCAAAUGGCUGAUUAAGUAGCUGUCUGUUGUUGUUUUCUGACAUGAUGGAUGGAUGAUGUCUGGCGGAUCGGAUUGAUCCUGCUUGUUAUGCAUUGUUAAUGGUGUUCCUGGUGUCUGAUAUCGUGAUGGAGCUGAUAAGUCAAGCUGUUAAGCUAAACGAGGCUCUUUUGAAUUUGUUGGAAUUUAUCUUAAUUAUAAUAACUACUACCUAUGCUUUCAAGUAACUUCGGGAUUUCUCAGUGCGAACUGUUUGAAAUAACAGAGCUCCUUGG
Molecule: messenger RNA, 4519 nt
Organism: Daldinia vernicosa
Lineage: Eukaryota; Fungi; Ascomycota; Sordariomycetes; Xylariales; Hypoxylaceae
Product: RNI-like protein
Exons: 4
Coding region: 450-3986 (1178 amino acids)
Source: RefSeq, a predicted model, not a curated record